AUGGAUUUCUUAAACCUGUCCGAUCAUAACUUGACAUCAGAAGAACGGCUACAGGGAAUGCCAUCUAAAAUUCUGGUGUCCGUCACUCUCUCCGGGCUGGCACUGAUGACAACGACCAUCAACUCUCUUGUGAUAGCAGCAAUCAUUGUGACCCGGAAGCUGCAUCACCCAGCCAAUUAUUUAAUUUGUUCCCUGGCAGUCACAGAUUUUCUUGUCGCUGUGCUGGUGAUGCCGUUCAGCAUUGUGUACAUUGUGAGAGAGAGCUGGAUUAUGGGACAAGUCGUGUGUGACAUUUGGCUGAGUGUUGACAUGACCUGCUGCACCUGCUCCAUCUUACAUCUCUCUGCUAUCGCUUUGGAUCGGUAUCGGGCAAUCACAGAUGCUGUGGAGUAUGCCAGGAAAAGGACUCCCAAGCAUGCUGGCAUUAUGAUAACGGUGGUGUGGAUUAUAUCUGUUUUUAUCUCAAUGCCACCUCUGUUCUGGAGACACCAAGGAACAAGCCGAGAAGAUGAGUGCAUCAUCAAGCAUGACCACAUUGUUUCUACUAUCUAUUCAACAUUUGGGGCUUUCUACAUCCCACUAACCUUGAUUUUGAUUCUGUACUACAAAAUAUAUAGAGCAGCAAAGACAUUGUACCACAAGAGACAAGCCAGUAGGAUUGCCAGAGAGGAGCUGAAUGGCCAAGUUCUCUUAGAGGGGGGUGAGAAAAAAACGAGACUGGUCUCUACACCCUACAUUCUAGAAAAGUCUUUAUCUGAGCCAUCAACAGACUUUGAUAAAGCUCAUAGCACGGUGAAAAAUACUAGGUCUGAAUUCAAGCAUGAGAAAUCUUGGAGACGGCAAAGGAUCUCCGGCACAAGGGAACGCAAAGCAGCCACCACCUUGGGGUUAAUAUUGGGUGCAUUCGUAAUAUGUUGGCUUCCUUUUUUCGUAAAAGAACUGGUUGUUAACGUUUGUGAGAAAUGUGAAAUUUCUGAGGACAUGUCAAAUUUCUUGACAUGGCUUGGAUAUCUGAAUUCCCUUAUAAAUCCACUAAUCUAUACAAUCUUUAAUGAAGACUUCAAGAAAGCAUUCCAAAAACUUGUGCGAUGUCGGUAUUAGUUGUUA
This is a messenger RNA of Echinops telfairi (small Madagascar hedgehog), 1107 nucleotides long. RefSeq names its product 5-hydroxytryptamine receptor 1F (gene HTR1F). Gene Ontology annotation, cellular component: dendrite; plasma membrane. The record is from RefSeq and is a predicted model, not a curated record. NCBI's taxonomy places the organism in Eukaryota, Metazoa, Chordata, Mammalia, Afrosoricida, Tenrecidae. Gene Ontology annotation, biological process: chemical synaptic transmission; G protein-coupled receptor signaling pathway, coupled to cyclic nucleotide second messenger. The transcript has a single exon. Gene Ontology annotation, molecular function: neurotransmitter receptor activity; G protein-coupled serotonin receptor activity. Bases 1 to 1101 code for a protein of 366 amino acids.